Messenger RNA from Phytophthora infestans T30-4, 2249 nucleotides. RefSeq lists its product as uncharacterized. Bases 89 to 2164 code for a protein of 691 amino acids. The record is from RefSeq and is a predicted model, not a curated record. The transcript has a single exon. Lineage: Eukaryota; Oomycota; Peronosporomycetes; Peronosporales; Peronosporaceae.
UAUACCACUUAAAGUGCAGUGAAUGCCUAUCUUAAGAUAUCGAAAUUUUCUCGGGAUGUGGUCGGUCAAAUCAACACCUCAUGUUUACAUGGGUCCGAGUCCACCGUUUUGUCACUUCGAAAUCUGCGAUUCAUCAGCAAAGGCAAAUAGGUGGCGGAAAAUGCGUUUGAACCAGGUCGUUUUGGCAACUGCUGUUGCUCUGUAUGCAAGCAGCAACCUCGUUGCCGCCGAGUCCACUCGGGAUUGGCUGUCUGUGGACGAUUUAAACGAGGAGCGCACAACUGCUACAAAGACCGCUACCAAGACGAACAAUGUCGAGUCCGACUCGGGAUCGGACAUGGAAUCUGGUGUCACCCACGUACAGAACUCCGAUGUCACUCAACUAGAGCUAGAUGCUUCUGAAAGCAGUGGGGCUACGAAGGCCACGAAGAGCACGAAGGCUACCAAGUCUCCGGUUCUGAAACAGAGGUCAGUUAUCACGUCUGACUCCGGAUCGGACAGUGACCUGGAAGACUCUGAGUCGGGAUCGAGUGGAUUAAAGACUCUGCUGUCGGGAUUCAGUGACGAUGAAAGUGGGUCGGAGGACUUGCUGGGCUCGAGCGACAGCGAUUCGACUGACCCUUUUGAUAUGAGCGGAAGUGCUCUCAGCGGUAGUGAGCUGGAUGCUUUGCUUAGUUCCUUGGGCGGCAGUGGCCUGGGUGACUUCAGCGGCAGUGACCUUGACGACCUGCUGUCUGGUCUAAGCGAAAGUGACUCGGGCAGUGACUUGAGCGAUCUGCUCUCGAGUGACAGCGCGUCGGGCGACGACCUGUCUGAUCUACUCGAGGACGACAGCGAGUCGGGCAGCGACAGCGCUCCCGCUAAGAAGAAGGAGCCCAGCACCCCUGCACCUACCACCAAAACCGACGAUGGAUCCGAGUGUCCUAACGGUUUCAUCGGUCACAUGAAGUCGUGGUGGAAGAACACGUUCGGUAACGGCGACAAAUGCGCAUUGUCGCGCAAACCUGACGACAACACUGAGGCGCAAAAGAAAUCGGGCGGCUCUCAAGCUGCUUCUAGCGGCAGUGGCAGUUCAUCGAAGUCCACGAAGAAGAAGGCUGUGGCGCCGGCCUCCGAAGAGGACAGUGGAUCGGAAGACUCGGAGUCGGGAUCGACUGAUUGGGACGAUCUGCUGUCGGGACUGAGCGACGACGACAGCGGAUCGGAGGAUUCCAGCGGCAGUAAGUUGAGCGACCUGUUCGACAUGAGCGGACUUGGCGAUCUGUUCUCCUCGGACAGCAUGGACCUGGACGACAGUGACAGCGACUCGGGCAGCGACGAGACAUUCCUGCCCUCGGGUAGAGGCGCUAAGCCCACAGAUGACAGCGACUCGGGGAGCGACGACACAGCUGUCCCUGGAAAGACUUCUACGAAGAAACAGAAGAAGAAAACGUUUCUCGGCUCUACGUCGGGCUCCAGCGACUCGGGCAGUGAAGAAUCCGUUGUCCCUUCUACGAAGCCGGAAAAGACGAAGAAGAAGGCCGCGCUCGUCGACUCCGAGUCGGGCUCCAGUGACUCGGGUAGCGACGACUUCGCUCUCCCCGUAACCAAGACAACGAAGAAGAAGAAGGCCGCGCUUAUCGACUCCGAAUCGGGUUCCAGUGACUCGGGUAGUGACGAAUCUGUCGCCCCUAUUAAGAAGUCGAAGAAGAAGGCAACGCCCAGCCCUUCCACCGAUGCCAGCGACUCGGGCAGCGACUCGGACUUAAGUGAUUUGCUGCUUUCUUCCAGCGGUUCGGAGACUGAGGACUCCACGGAAUCCGACGCGGAAUCGGGCAGUGAGGACGAUGACUUCUUGAAGGGCCUGUUUUCCUCGACGGGCAGUGACUUGCUGUCCUCGAGCCUGAGUGACGCAUUGAAAGCCGCCGGUUCUCUGUCGAAGGUCAAGACGAGGGCUCCAGCUGCGAGAGCAGACACGAGUGAAGACGACUCGGGCAGUGACGCUUCUUCCGAAACCGAGACGCCGGCUAGCACUCCAGCUCCUGCGAAGGAAACGACCUCCAGCAGCAGCGGAUCGUCCGAGUGCGGCACUGGCUGGUGGGCGAACACGAAGUCGUGGUUCAGCAACACAUUCGGCAAUGGCGAUAAGUGUAAGAAGUCGUCGCGCAGACUCCGCCUUGAGUAAGGAUUAUUCGUGGUAGUCCGAGAUUCUACGUGGCACUCGGAUAAGGAAGUUCAGCAAUGAAAGUAUGCAGUGUGUCAAACCUUAC